AGAAUGGAGCGCAUCGGAACAAAUGAAUAAAUGCCGUAAAAUAAAUCGGCUUUAAACACUGUUUGACACUUAAAUGCUCCCGUAUUUAUUUUAAAAAAGCUUGUUGCAAACAGUCGGACUCCCCGGAUCAACAUUUCGCAGCGUGUUUUGAGGUUUUUGGAACGAUGAUGGAUCAGGGAGCCUCGAAGAUAACCAGAGUCCGGGAGCUGCCUCCUCUUCCACAGCGAGGACAGCGAGCUCCGCCCACCAUGUCCAGCCUGGACACUGCAGCUGAAGGUUCGAUUCCCAGGCAGAAGAAGAAGAAGCUGAAGAAAGAGAGGACAAACGGAGUGGACGAUGUGGACGCGGAGCCGGGGGUGGAGCUGGGAGGCCUCGGCAGCCGCAGGGAGUCUGAGGUCGGAGGGCACGUGACCCCUGACCCCACCACAGAGGCGCCACCGCUCAGGAGGAAGAAGAAGAAGAAAAACCCCACAGCUGACCUGGAGGACCACCAAGCCGACCUGGUGAACGGAGACGCCGCAGAUCAGACCACCGACGGAGAGGAGCCGGCCCGAAAACCCCGGAAGAAGAAGAGGCCAAAAGUUGUGGAGUCGCAGCUUCCCGACGAGCUGGACGUGGAGGAGGACGACAUUGUAGCUGAGGCGUCGUCUCCCAUCCCCCAGCAUGCUUUGUUCUCAGCGCCGCAGUGUCAGAGCCAGCCGGUGGGCAAAGUGUUUGUGGAGAGGAACAAGCGCUUCCAGGCGGCCGAGCGGUCCGACUGGAGGAAGAGCAGCGACCAGACGGACGCCAUGACGGACUUCCAGCAGAUCCAGCCGCUGUGGACCACCAGAGACGUUUCGGUGCAGGUGCACGAGGGCUUCAGGGGCUUCGGCCUGUACUGCCACGGCUUCCUGGCCGGCCUGGCGGUGUGGAACAUCGUGGUGGUCUACCUGCUGGCCGGGCAGCACCUGACGGCGCCGUCCAACCUGCUGCGGCAGUACCACGGCCUGGCCUACCCCUGCCAGGCCCUGCUCUACCUGCUGCUGGCCGUCAGCACGGUGGCCGCCUUCGACAGGGUGAACCUGGCUAAAGGCUCCGAGGCUCUGAGGGAGUUCGUCACUCUGGACCCGGUGGCGCUGGCGUCCUUCUUGUAUUUCUCGGCUCUGGUGCUUUCUCUGAGCCAGCAGAUGACCAGCGACCGGAUCCACCUCUACCCGUCCUCCAACGCCACGCUGUGGCCUCCCGGCUCCGAGCACCAGAUCCUCCACCCCUGGGUGACCGUCAACCUGGUGGUGGCGCUGCUGGUGGGCCUGGCCUGGAUCUUCAUCGCCUCGCAGCCCGGGACGGACUACACCCAGGGUUAUCUGGUUGCCAUGGAGAUCGACCCUCCAAAGCCAGAGGACAAGUCCGAGAUGACGGCCUGACGCCAGCCGCUGUGGAGCUGUUCACGUUUUCAACCUCUUCUUGUUUAACUUACAGUACGCUGAAUACAUCGUUCAGAAAUCCAACAGCAGCUCAUCUGUUGGUGACGAGGCCCGGUCCGCGAAGCCAGAACAGACUUCACUGAAGUCUUCUACACUCUAAAUCAGACGAAAUACAACAUCUAAUGGAAGUUUAUUGAUAAAGUGCUUUUCAUGAAAUGCCUGUCCCUAAUUCCCAAAGCACAACAAAAAUAAAUCCACCAUUAUAAAAUAUUGAAAUGAAACAAAAAAAUGGGGUAUUUGUUUAUAAAUGAGCCAUUUCACAUCCCAGUGUCCAGUUCAGAUCCAUCUCCACGCAGGAAAGAGUCAAUCUAUGCUCUGUCAUAAUGAAGGAGGAUGAACAAACAUUUGCAAAGAGAAGAAGUUCACUUUAGGAACUUAGAAUAAAGCCCAAAAGGAAUAUGCAAUUACAAAAGUGAAAAGAAUUCCCAAUUUGAUAAAGUAAAAAGGUUCUGGGUCAGUCAGAGAAGUUCUCCUCUCCCUCAGUGAAUUCUCGGGUCACGACCGGCUCCCUCACAUCCAACAGAAAAUCCCCACAUUUCUACACAGCAGGACGUGAAAGGAAGAACAUUUCAGAGCAGGUUUGACUUUGUGCCUGCCGGCUGCUGCCCACUUGCCUGGUAACCCCGCCCCGCCCACUCCUCGUCCUCUGGAUUCUGGAGCUGGGCUCAGUCUGGUCGGAGCCCAU
Messenger RNA from Salarias fasciatus (jewelled blenny), 2148 nucleotides. RefSeq names its product transmembrane protein 237A-like. Lineage: Eukaryota; Metazoa; Chordata; Actinopteri; Blenniiformes; Blenniidae. The record is from RefSeq and is a predicted model, not a curated record. The transcript has 14 exons. Bases 165 to 1403 code for a protein of 412 amino acids. Gene Ontology annotation, cellular component: ciliary transition zone. Gene Ontology annotation, biological process: cilium assembly.